Penicillium diatomitis is the source of this 342-nucleotide messenger RNA. RefSeq lists its product as uncharacterized. Bases 1 to 342 code for a protein of 113 amino acids. Lineage: Eukaryota; Fungi; Ascomycota; Eurotiomycetes; Eurotiales; Aspergillaceae. The transcript has a single exon. The record is from RefSeq and is a predicted model, not a curated record.
AUGGCACCAUUUCAAUUUGAGGAGCCCUCUGAUAUCGUACGACGAGACAUGGCGAUAGCGUGGUCGCCGUUGGUGCUCCCCGCACUAUCGAUAAUCGAAAUGCUCGUCGGAAUGGUCUGCUGGUAUUCGAGUAAAACCAGGCGGGGGAAUGGUGCUUGGAUGGCAAUCUAUUCGGCCGUGUUACUGAGCUUCGGAAUUGGUCUUUCCGCAUGGAUAUUUCGAAAGCGGCCUUCGACGAACGAGACCAGGUCUGCAAAUGAAGAAAAGGUCCCGCCGGCCGAAGUGACCCCCAACUCAAAGGCGGUAGUUCCUGAACCAGAGGGAAUGACAGCAGCGAAAUGA